GUGCAUCGCUUCGCAGGUGCGCUCGUGUCGUCACCGCCUGGUUACAAGUGGCAGGAAGAAAAAGAUUCUCAAAGCUCGUUACCAUGGCCGCUCCGGCACGCAGGAGCUCGUUUUAAACGCAAUUUGAGCUUUUUCUUAGAACUUUCCUUCACAACUUUCAAGAAAAGGAAGCCGAGCGCGAGAAGUGGAGGCGGUGAAGGUGCAGAAUGGGUAAAACGGAGAAGACCGAUCCGGACUCCGAGUACGGAGAACCCGCUCAGUUCGACCCAACGUUCAAUGGACCCAUGAAGAAAAGAGGAUGCACGGAUAUAAUCUGCUGCGUCCUGUUCAUGGCGGUCGUCCUCGGCUACGUGGCAGUCGGGAUUUUAGCUUGGCUUUUUGGAGAUCCAAGACAUGUUCUUUAUCCAAGAAACUCAACUGGGUGGUUCUGCGGCAUUGGACCAAAUAAAGGCCGACCCAACCUGUUCUACUUUGACAUUGUUAAAUGUGCCACAUCUGCUAACGCUAUGGCAACGGCCCUUAAUGGGUUUCAGUGUCCAACCACACAGGUGUGCGUGGCCAGCUGCCCCACUGGGUUUGGGGCUGUGGGAAUACUGUCAUAUGGUCAAAAGCCAGCAGACGUUUUCAAUCAGAGCCUCUGUGUUCCGUCCAUACAGCUGGCGACCACCGACAAGACUGUCAAAGAAAUUGUGGACAAGGAGCUUUGUCCUUUCUUCUACAUGCCCACGACCCCUGUGCUGGGUAGAUGUUUGCCCGACAUUUCGGCACUGGGGAGGAUCCCUUCAGAGUUUUCUAAUAUUCCCGGAUUACCCUCCAUCAAUGACACAGUCGACCUCAUCAAGAACGGCACGGGGGACAUUGUGGGUGGAUUUAAUGCCAGGGACAUUGGCGUCCGCAUCUUUGAGGAUUUCGCGUCGUCAUGGCCGUGGAUUCUCCUUGGUCUGGUCAUAGCAAUGGUGGUCAGCAUGCUGUUCCUGUUGCUGUUGAGAUUCACUGCGCCGGUGAUGGUGUGGGUGCUCAUCGUAGGAGUCCUGGGUGCUGGGGCAUAUGGUAUAUGGCACUGCUACUGGGAAUAUGAUAACUACAAGAAAGACUCGGCUACCAUCAGUAACAUCGGUUUCACCACCAAUUUCAACGUUUACCUGCAUGUCCAAGAGACCUGGCUGGCGUUCUUGAUCAUCAUAUCUGUGGCGGAAGGAAUCAUUCUGCUAACCAUCAUCUUCUUGCGCACAAGAAUCCUCAUCGCCAUCGCCUUAAUCCAGGAGUCCAGCAGGGCAAUCAGUCACAUGAUGUCCACUCUGCUCUACCCUCUGGUCACCUUUGUUCUCCUGCUGGUGUGUGUGGCUUACUGGGCCGUCACUGCUCUAUAUUUGGCCACUUCGGGGGGACCGAUAUACAAAGUGGUGGCUCUAAACUCCACUCUUGACGACUGUAAGAAAAUCAAUGGCUCUGUGACCUGUGACCCUCAGGACUUCAACUCGACUGACUACCCAGGCUGCCCCUCAGCCAGCUGCAUCUUCAUCAAGUACAACGACGAGGGGGUCUUCCAGAGGAACCUCUUCAACCUGCAGAUCUACAACGCCGUGGCUUUCCUCUGGUGUGUCAACUUCAUCAUCGCCUUGGGGCAGUGCACGCUGGCGGGGGCCUUUGCCUCCUACUACUGGGCCUUCACCAAACCAAAUGACAUUCCCACCUUUCCCCUGAGUGCCAGCUUCAUACGAUCACUCAGGUACCAUGUGGGCUCUUUGGCAUUCGGCGCUUUGAUCCUGACCCUGGUGCAGAUAGCCAGGAUGAUUCUGGAGUACAUUGACCAUAAGACUAGAGAGGCACAGAAUCCAUGUGCACGAUUCGUACUUUGCUGCUUGAAGUGCUGCCUCUGGUGUCUGGAGAAGUUCAUCAAGUUCCUCAACAGGAACGCUUACAUCAUGAUUGCAAUUUAUGGGAAAAACUUCUGCGUCUCAGCCAAAAAUGCUUUCAUGCUGCUCAUGAGAAAUGUAGUAAGGGUCGUGGUGCUGGAUAAAGUGACAGACCUGCUGCUGUUCUUCGGGAAGCUCCUGGUGGUCGCCGGCGUGGGCGUGUUGUCCUUCUUCUUCUUCUCUGGGCGAAUAUUGCUACCAGGCAACACCUUCCGCUCUGAAACGCUCAACUACUACUGGAUGCCAAUUAUUACGGUGGUGUUUGGCAGCUACCUCAUAGCUCAUGGAUUCUUCAGCGUGUACAACAUGUGUGUCGAUACGCUCUUCCUCUGCUUCUUGGAGGACUUGGAGCGCAACGAUGGAUCCAUUCAGAAGCCGUACUUUAUGUCCAAAAACCUCAUGAAGAUCCUCAACAAAUCCAACAAAGGACAAAAAAAGGUUAAAGGGAAGGACUGAAGAUUUUUACCUUUUUUUUUUUUUUUAAACCGUUGACAAACUUUUUUUGCACUUUCUAAUUCUUGUUUUGUUUGUGGAUGUAGUAUUAAUGACUAAGAAUGUGAAUGCAGGUAGUGGGACAUUUUAAGUUGCAAGGUAUCUGAUGGUUUAUUUCAUUUAAUCAGAUUUUCUUUAUUCGACUGUUCUAAAAUUUGUAUUUUAAAAUGUGUUCAUAAGCCUCAACUAGUGCAGUGCACAUUUGACCGCUUAUCCAGUUAAAGGCUUUUAGUGCAGUUAAGAUGUGUUUUCCACCGUUUGGCUGAAAUUCUUCUCUGUAAAACGAAAAAGUUCAUUUCAGAUUUUUAUAUAUAUGUAAUUUAUAAAUACGUAACAUUUGUAUAACCACAAUAAAGAUAUUAAAUAAAGUUUUACUAUUGAACCCUCAA
Gasterosteus aculeatus aculeatus (three-spined stickleback) is the source of this 2797-nucleotide messenger RNA. It is a transcript of the gene slc44a4, whose product is annotated as solute carrier family 44 member 4. Lineage: Eukaryota; Metazoa; Chordata; Actinopteri; Perciformes; Gasterosteidae. Gene Ontology annotation, molecular function: thiamine pyrophosphate transmembrane transporter activity. Gene Ontology annotation, biological process: thiamine pyrophosphate transmembrane transport; choline transport. The record is from RefSeq and is a predicted model, not a curated record. Gene Ontology annotation, cellular component: plasma membrane.